Messenger RNA from Myodes glareolus (Bank vole), 1195 nucleotides. RefSeq names its product CD209 antigen-like protein C. The record is from RefSeq and is a predicted model, not a curated record. Lineage: Eukaryota; Metazoa; Chordata; Mammalia; Rodentia; Cricetidae.
GGAGUGAGCAACAGUUCGUGGUAAAUCGAUGUUAUUGUCCCCAUCAGUCGCCAGCACAGUGGGACAUCAGUGAAACAUGAAUGACUCCGAGGACGGGAGGGUGCAGCAGCUGUGCUCCCUGGAUGAGGAACACCUGAUAACCAGCGGCACCAGAUACUCCAUCAAAGGCUUCAGAUUCGAACCACCCUAUGUCCUCAAAAGAGCUGCAGGGCACCUGUGCCAUGGCCAUGUCCCCAUUGUGCUGCAGCUGUUAUGUCUCACACUCUCUGCUGUUCUCCUUCUGGCUGUCCUCAUCAAAGUCUCCAGUAUUGCCAAUACGCAGGGACGAGAACAGGCAAAGAAGGAGAAGGUUUACAAGGAGAUGAGUCAACUGAAGCCUCAAAUAAACCGCCUGUGCCGCCCCUGCCCCUGGGACUGGACCCUCUUCCAAGGAAACUGUUACUUCUUCUCCAAGUUCCAACAGAACUGGCAUGACUCUGUCACCGCCUGCAGAGAAGUAGGAGCCCAACUAGUGGUUAUCAAAAGUGAUGAGGAACAGAGCUUCCUGCAGCAGAUGUCUAAAGAGAAAGGCUAUGCCUGGAUGGGUCUGUCAGAUCUGAAGCAUGAAGGCAUGUGGCACUGGCUGGAUGGUUCACAUUUGCUGUUCAGUUUCAUGAAAUAUUGGAACAAAGGAGAGCCCAACAAUGAAGGAGAAGAAGACUGUGCAGAAUUCAGAGAUGAUGGCUGGAAUGAUGCCCCAUGUGCAGUGGAGAAAUACUGGAUUUGCAAAAAGUCUGCUAUGUCCUGCACCAAAAACUGAUGUCUCAUCUGUCUGUAGCACCUGUUGCCAAAAUGACCCUGUGGAGUGACUGAACUUAACCCACAAUGUAUGCCAGUUCCUUCCUCUGUGAACAUGAAAGACUUAACUGCAGCUGUUUCCUUGUUUGCCCUCCCCUGUAUGCCUGUGUGUGUGUGUGUGUGUGUGUGUGUGUGUGAGAGAGAGAGAGAGAGAGAGAGAGAGAGAGAGAGAGAGAGAGAGGAGAGGGGGUGUCUCAUUUUUACCUUGAGACCACCAUGAGGGUAUGUUUUGGAAGUGAAGGGAGUCUGAUUGUUAUGGCAGUGGAGAAGUACAGACAUGCUCUCUGUUCUGGUCAAGUUUCAGCAAUAACAGACUACAACAUGGAACGCAAGUGAAAUAAACUCUUUAUCUUCUAAA